Malassezia sympodialis ATCC 42132 is the source of this 1185-nucleotide messenger RNA. RefSeq lists its product as uncharacterized. The transcript has 2 exons. NCBI's taxonomy places the organism in Eukaryota, Fungi, Basidiomycota, Malasseziomycetes, Malasseziales, Malasseziaceae. The record is from RefSeq and is a predicted model, not a curated record. Gene Ontology annotation, cellular component: cytoplasm; ribose phosphate diphosphokinase complex. Bases 1 to 1185 code for a protein of 394 amino acids. Gene Ontology annotation, molecular function: ATP binding; magnesium ion binding; ribose phosphate diphosphokinase activity. Gene Ontology annotation, biological process: ribonucleoside monophosphate biosynthetic process; 5-phosphoribose 1-diphosphate biosynthetic process; purine nucleotide biosynthetic process.
AUGGCUCUGAACUCAAUCAAGCUUCUGACGGGCAACAGUCACACGGAGCUGGCGGCGCUGGUGUCUGCACGCCUCGGUGUGCCGCUCACUGAAUGCGUGUGCCGGAAGUUUGCGGAUCAGUCAAUCGAUGUGCGCAUUGGGUCGUCCGUGCGGGACCAGGAUUCGGGCCACUCGCCACACAUUGACCUCAAUGACGCGUUUAUGGAGCUGAUGAUCAUCCUUUCUGCAUGCAAGACAGCCUCCGCUCGCCGCAUCACCGCAGUGAUCCCGUCGUUCCCGUACUCGCGGCAGAACAAGAAAGACAAGAGCCGUGUGCCGAUCACGGCUAAGAUGAUUGCGAAUAUGAUUACCAUCGCAGGCGCAGACCAUGUUAUCACCGUCGACCUACACGCGAGCCAGAUCCAGGGCUUCUUCGAUAUCCCCGUCGACAACCUCACGUGUGAGCCGAGCAUCGCGCGCUGGGUGCGCCAUAAGAUCGACGACUGGCGCGAUGCCAUUAUCGUGUCGCCAGACGCCGGUGGUGCAAAGCGCGCCACGUCUCUAGCAGACGCGCUCGGCAUCGACUUUGCGCUGAUCAACCGCAGCCGCCACCAGCAGAACCGCAACCGCGCGCGCUCUCAUACGGGCGAGUCGGUCGAUAUGGCCGCUUCUGCGGCCCACUUUGCAUGCAGCGAGGUCGCCAAUGGCGUGCACUCGCUCAGCGAGAGUGGUGAGUGGUUCAUUACCGAGGAGGGUGGUCAUCGCAUCCGCAGCGGCGGUCGCACGCGCAAACUCGCGGCGCUCUCGGACGAGGCGCAGAUGUCAGAGGAUGAGAACGACUCGAAAAUGGAGCUGCUGGUCGGUAAUGUGGCUGGAAAGACUGCCAUUCUCGUGGAUGACAUGGUCGAUACGGGCCGCACACUCGCACUAGCAUACAAGACCCUGGAGGAAGCUGGGGCGAAGCGCGUGUUCGCCAUUAUUACGCACGGUCUCCUCUCGGGCCGCGCGAUGGACCUGAUUAACCGCCUUCCCCUCGAGAAGCUGGUCGUCACCAAUACGAUCAGCAACCGCGAGAAAGCGACACAGAGCAACGGCAAGGUCGAGGUCAUGGAUAUGUCGGCUGUGAUCGGCGAAACGAUACGUCGCGCGCAUCAUGGCGAAAGCAUCUCGACCAUGUUCCGGCAAGACGCAGAAAUGAUGUUCUAA